This is a messenger RNA of Melanotaenia boesemani (Boeseman's rainbowfish), 4441 nucleotides long. It is a transcript of the gene gnai3, whose product is annotated as guanine nucleotide binding protein (G protein), alpha inhibiting activity polypeptide 3. The coding region runs from base 465 to 1529 and encodes 354 amino acids. Gene Ontology annotation, biological process: adenylate cyclase-modulating G protein-coupled receptor signaling pathway. The record is from RefSeq and is a predicted model, not a curated record. Gene Ontology annotation, cellular component: heterotrimeric G-protein complex. Lineage: Eukaryota; Metazoa; Chordata; Actinopteri; Atheriniformes; Melanotaeniidae. Gene Ontology annotation, molecular function: GTPase activity; G-protein beta/gamma-subunit complex binding; G protein-coupled receptor binding. The transcript has 9 exons.
CUGGAUGGAGGCGCUACUGCGCAGCAACGAUUAGUCUUGGGGGGGGGGGAUUCUUGUGACUUUAAUAUAUAAUGCAUUUCAUAAAUGCAUGAGUUGACUUUAAUUUUCAUGCCUUUUCCUAGGCCUGUAAUAUUCUUUUAGUUUUUAAUUUUGUAUGACAAGCUGCGUUUCUACACAAAGUUGGAUAUAGAAUAUUAUAAAAACAUCUCUUUAGAGGAAUUUCCCCCCCCACACUGAAUCAUCUGGACAAGCUGGAGUGAAUGGGCUGUGUGAGCUCAGCAGCAUCAGAUUGGGGGUUUAGUUGUACAGAGCUCUCAGUGCCAACGCCUUUCCCCCCACUCUCAGCGCUUCUUUCUCUGCCGGGGAAACUUUGGCUCAUACCGACUUGGGAGGUGUUCCCCUUCAUCCUAUAAGCUGCUAAAAACCACUAUCCGACACUAAGAAGAAGUUGUUUGAGAGCGAAAAUGGGCUGUACGAUCAGCGCUGAGGACAAAGCUGCGGUGGAGAGGAGUAAAAUGAUUGAUAAAAACCUGAGAGAAGACAGAGAAAAGUCCUCCAGAGAGGUGAAACUGCUUCUACUCGGUGCAGGGGAAUCUGGGAAAAGCACAAUAGUAAAGCAGAUGAAGAUCAUUCAUGAAGAUGGCUACUCAGAAGAGGAGUGCAAACAAUACAAAGUCGUUGUGUACAGCAACACCAUCCAGUCCAUCAUGGCCAUUAUCAGGGCCAUGGGCCAGCUCGAGAUAGAUUUUGGGGAUGCUGCACGGGCAGGUGAUGCCCGCCAGCUGUUUACCCUGGCCUGCACAGCAGAAGAAGGGGUGAUGUCUGCAGAGCUGACCGGUGUGAUUCGAAGGUUGUGGAAUGACAGUGGAGUUCAGGCCUGCUUCGAUCGCUCACGAGAGUAUCAGCUUAACGACUCUGCCGCAUACUAUUUGAACGACUUGGACAGGAUCUGCAAGCUGAACUACGUCCCGACGCAGCAGGACGUGUUGCGCACACGUGUGAAGACCACUGGGAUUGUGGAAACUCACUUCACCUUCAAAGAUCUCUAUUUCAAGAUGUUUGAUGUUGGAGGUCAGCGCUCAGAGAGAAAGAAGUGGAUCCAUUGUUUUGAGGGCGUCACAUCAAUCAUUUUCUGUGUAGCGCUCAGUGACUAUGACCUCGUCUUGGCUGAGGAUGAGGAGAUGAAUCGAAUGCAUGAGAGCAUGAAGCUUUUUGACUCCAUCUGCAACAAUAAGUGGUUCACACUCACCUCCAUCAUCCUCUUCCUCAACAAGAAAGACUUGUUUGAAGAGAAGAUCAGCAGGAGUCCGCUCACUAUCUGCUACCCGGAGUAUGCUGGUGGAAACUCGUACGAAGAAACAGCAGCUUAUAUUCAGUGUCAGUUUGAAGACUUAAAUAAACGAAAGGACACCAAGGAGAUCUACACCCACCUCACUUGUGCCACAGAUACCAAGAAUGUGCAGUUUGUGUUUGACGCUGUCACCGAUGUCAUUAUCAAGAUCAACCUGAGGGAGAUUGGUCUCUACUGAAAUUUUAGCCACCUUCCAGGUUAUUUUAAGAAUCAGGACUUUUGGGAUGUCUUUUCUGUGGAAGGUGAAUUGGAAAGCAGGCAUCACAAAGGACUAAGCUUGUGAUUAUGGUGCAUGCAGGACCUAAAUUGCACUAAAUUUGGGGACUCUGAACUGUGAUUACUUUGUCUCGUUAGAUUUAAGACGUGGACCACACGGGGAGAAAUUAUGUUUGAGGGGAGGGGACUGGUAAAAUGAAUACCAUGACUGUUACAUUAAAAUCUAUGCACCACGUGGAAAGUGAAACCUCUCCAGUUGACUCUAAUGUAUUUAUAGUUUGUCUUUAAUCUGCACAAGGACCAAAACAAACCUGUCUAUAAGAUCUAUCACUGCAUCUCACCGUAGUUUCACAGCUAAAAUGUUUAUUCUGUUCACCAUGCUCUUGUGGUUUGUCUUCUCGGUGGUAAAUGCUUUUAAUGACUGUUUGAAUUUAUUAUAUUUUAUUUUACGUUUAGUUGCAGUUAAGUUUCUACUUUUUUUUUUUUGGAUGUAUGAAUUCAUUAACUUAAGUAUUUUACAGAUAUUUUGUGUGAGCAGUUUAAUGUACAGUAACUGUGUGGGUGUGGGGUCAAUUAGCUAGUCUCAUGAUGUCUACAUAGUUGUUUUGAUUUGAAAUAGCACAAACUGUAUUUAACAGUCUGAUUAUCUUCAGGACACAUCUCUGAAUCAGUCUGUUUGUGAAUCAGUGUGUUUAUUGUGUUUUUUGUUUGGUGGUUGGUUUUUAUCAUACUUUAAAUAUGUUUAAUAUUAUUCAACCAGUGCAAGUUAAAAAAAAAGAGUUUGUAAAGUGGAAAUCUCUGAAUUUUGGUAAAGACACAUCAGUACUUAAAAAUAUAAAUAGACCUGCAGUUUUAUAAAGUCGGACGAAGGAAGGGUGCUGCUGCUAUAUUCUGUUUAAGGUUGAAGUCUAAAGAAACAAGACAUAUUAGCAAUUUAACUAUUUUUUUAAACAAUAUCCUAAUUAUCAGUGUCUGGAGUACCAGAAGCUCAUAACAAGAGUCAGUAGCAGAAUAAGCUGAUUGCAAUGGGAGGGAAGUUUUUUAUGGGUGAAACUACAAACACAACUCUGCUCUCCUCCCACAAAUGCAUUUUCAUUACAAAUGUGACACCAUUUAAAAGGGAAACUAAAAAACGUUCCAGCUAUGUAAGUGUUUUUGUUAAGCAACAUUGUUACAUCAACGAAAUAAUCACCAAAUGCAAAUUUCUUGCUUUAUUUGCUCAUUUUAAAAUCACAUAAUGGUGGCACAAAGCUGACUGUGUCUUUCCUCAGAGGCAGCGUUACUCAGAUGUCACCCACCGUGAAGAACUAUUCAGGCAUAGUUUCUCCUAAACAGUACAGAUAAUAAGGUCAGCCACAUUGGUAUUUCCUAUUUUUAGAAAUCAGUGACACAUCUGUAUGACUAAACUGAGGGCUAAUGUGUUCCAGCUGCUGCACACACACCACACCUUGUAAAUAUUACAACCGAAAAAACAAAUUCAGACUGAUUUCAAUCCAUAAUUAUCCAUUUGUAAGUUAACACGAUUGCACAGAGGGACACUUUCUUCUCCCUUUAUACUAUCAUGUGUCUUUUUUGCUUUUAUGUAUUCUAAGUUUAUGCAAGUGGAUCAUAGCUGGUUUGUUCAUUUUGAUCUUUAAAAACACCAGGAAUUUGCAAGAAAAUGAUAUAAUUUGUGAUGUUCUUGCUUGCUGAAGGGCUUUUAAAACUUUUUAGAUGGAACGAGAUAGUCCACGGCACUGUGGAAUAAGCUAAAUAAGGUUAAGUUUGGUUUUGAGGAAUUAGCUGACAGGGAAUGAUAAAAUUUGUACUUUUAGGUUUCAUGGGCCACAUUUACAUGAGAUUUUCAAUUCACUUUUAAUUCAGAAUGAAAAUGAAAUCCUCUAAAAGAUUUAAAAUACCCUUAUAAACACAAUUUGGAAUUACACAAAGGAGAAUAUUUUAAAUCAGAAUUAAAAAACAUCGUGUAACCAUGGCUAUUGUUCAAUUUUUUAAAAGACUGUCAAGAAGGCUUCAGUAGUACCUUUAGUAGUAGUACCUUUGCAUACCUACAAAGAUCUGCUGCUUCUUUUUACCGUUAGAAACUCUGUAAAUAGGUGAAAAAGCACUGCAUCGAGAAUAAACCUGAUGUUAAAAAAACUAUGCUAAAGACACGUGACAUUUAGUGUGUACUUAUUGAAUUUUGUUCUGUUUUGCCCGACUGAAACGUACUAAAAGACUAAUACUGCUCAUUAAAACCUAGCAAUAAAGUUUCUUGCUAUCUUCAGAUACUGUUUUCAUUUAGUUUUGUUCUUAGUUGCCAGUAAGUCCCAUGACUCAGGCCCUUCACAAUCCUACUGUAAAUAUCCACUUUGCUGAUUAUUUACCAUUUUAAUUUGUUUUGCUCCCUCAAUAAUGAACUUCCAUACAUUGCCAUUUACUGAGGGAAGUUGUAUAACAGCAGCAUUGUCCUCAACAAGUGAGAGUCCGAGGCCGCAUUAACAGCCUUGUUUCCCUAAUCCGAUAUACCAUAUUCAGCAGAGGACAGUGAAAUUCUGCACAAAGACACAAACACACAAGUGAAGUUAAUGCAUCUUUAUUUCAUGCCUCUACAUUUCAUAAGAAAGAACAAAAAGUAGAUUUUUUGUUUCCUUUUCAUAAUAAAGCAUCAACCCGCUAGUGUUUCCCUCUCGUAUAUUUCCAUAUCAUUUAUCUGUCAAAAUAUAGUAACGUAUCUACUCUUAUGUACAAAGUUUCUCUACAAUGUUUGAUGUUGUGGAAAUUAUUCAUUACUUUAAAAUGUUAAGCGAGUUGAAUACAUUAAUACUAUUUAUAUUAGAUACAUGCACAAUUUUGGUUUGUAAUCUGGAUAUACUGCAAGCAUGGGAAUAUCUGAGA